ACAUGAGUACCAACAGCAGCAGCAGCAGUGAGGAUGAGCUCCAGGGCUUGGUGGGGCCGUCGUUCCGCCCCGCCACGUCCUUUGCCCUGAACAGUGGUGCCUCCACCGACGUCGACACAGAAGAUGUUUCCUUGGAUUCGGUCCUAAUAGUACCUCCACAAACCAGCCUAAGGCGACAACAACUUGCCCAACGUGACCGAGAGAUCAAGGCCGGCUUGGACGAAAAGUCCCGUGUUCUGGACGCCCGGAGGGCCAAGAUUCGCAAGUUGAAGCACCAGCUUUUGGUCGAAUUGAGACAUGACGGUACUGUCUCAUCCUCUACCAGAAAAUCAUACUACACCAAACUCGCAGAUCGGUUGGUGGCCGAAAGCACGGACCCUCAAUCAUACACACGGCGGUUCUACUUGUUUGAUUGCAUCCGUGACACGCCUCUGCCGUGUCCGGCACCGUUUGCAGACCCGGUUUGCUUUUUAUCGGCGUUUGUGGCGUCCCCGACGCCAUUUUCAGGACUCACGUCAGUGCCAGAUCUUCAAAGAAUCGACCAGUACCUAACCAGCAUGUUGAACGAGGGCGUGGUGCUGUUCAAUGGCGGGCUUGAGUGGGAUUUUCUGGACUUGGGGGUAAUUGGGGGUCUGGUGAAAGGGCCUCUCACAUUUAAAUUAAAUCACGUCAACCCUAGUUCCGACGUGAACCUCUACCGAGUGUCCAUCUUCAUCAGGUUGUGUAUUCUUGAGAAGAAGUUGGAUGAUCUGUCAGUUCCCCUGUUGUACAAGCUCUUUUUCCUCACGUUGUGCGAUGCCAACUUGGUGGCAGACCACUAUCCAAAACUAAUCAGUUGUGCUUCGCUUUUGGAUUACAUGUAUAGCCAGUAUCCGUUGGACAUCACCAAGCUCCUCACCGGUCUUAUCAAUGUCCGGUUCUACAAUCACAAGAAGAAGAUACCCAUUCAGAAACAAGCGUAUGAAAUGUGGUACAUCAUUCUCAACAUCACCAACACGGCUCUUAGGCUGGGUGACUACUCCGUGGGUAAUAGUAUUGCUCAUGCCACGCGUCACUUUCUAGAGUUUACGUCGUUGAGGCAGUUUUCGGGGGAUGUUGCUCGACUUGCUGCACAAGAGCAUCCUGAGAAUAUGCUUGAAAAUGUUGAUGUCAUCAACCAAUUCCACAAACUCCACUAUAAGCUCCGGCUUCUUAACUUUAUUAUAGAUUACGACUUCCAGGUGCUGGAACUAAAGCAGGUCAGUGCCGAUUUUUUGGCUGCGAAAAAUGCAUACCAUAAUCUUCUAGGGACUAUCACGUUUUCCAAGUCCACAAGCGACCCGUUUAACCAGAGGGCGGUUAUUUCUGAGCUCCUUGAUGAGGAUUACGUGCUUCUCGACUAUUUCCACGUCAAGUUCAGUAAAUACCAUUCGUUCUUAGCAGGCGACCGGCUUUAUCAAUAGGCACCGUUUCAUCACCGCUCAUAAAUGUACAUAAUUGCUCAUCAAUAAACACUUCAACAU
Yamadazyma tenuis ATCC 10573 is the source of this 1502-nucleotide messenger RNA. RefSeq lists its product as uncharacterized. The record is from RefSeq and is a predicted model, not a curated record. Lineage: Eukaryota; Fungi; Ascomycota; Pichiomycetes; Serinales; Debaryomycetaceae.